Trachemys scripta elegans is the source of this 939-nucleotide messenger RNA. RefSeq names its product putative olfactory receptor 52P1. Gene Ontology annotation, molecular function: G protein-coupled receptor activity; olfactory receptor activity. Gene Ontology annotation, cellular component: membrane. The coding region runs from base 1 to 939 and encodes 312 amino acids. The transcript has a single exon. Gene Ontology annotation, biological process: G protein-coupled receptor signaling pathway. NCBI's taxonomy places the organism in Eukaryota, Metazoa, Chordata, Testudines, Emydidae. The record is from RefSeq and is a predicted model, not a curated record.
AUGGCAUCUUUCAACCUCACCCCCUCUGACUCUUCAACAUUCAUCCUAACAGGCAUCCCUGGCCUGGAAGCCUCCCACAUACUGAUUUCCAUCCCUUUCUCUAUGUUCUACUUUAUCAGCCUGUUGGGAAAUUUCACAGUUCUCUUUGUUGUAUACAAAGAGCAGACCCUGCACAAGCCAAUGUACCUGCUCCUCUGCAUGCUGGCGCUUACAGACAUCGGCACGUCUACCUCCGUCGUGCCAAAGGCACUAUGUAUAUUUUGGUUCAAUUUGAAAGGCAUUACUGUGGGUGGCUGCCUCACCCAGAUGUUCUUCCUUCAUGCAGCUUCUGUUAUGCACUCAGCCAUCCUUGUGACAAUGGCCUUUGAUCGCUACGUUGCCAUAUGUAACCCUCUGAGUUAUGCCACCAUCCUCACAAAUGCACGAGUAGCUAAGUUAGGGCUUGUGGGUUUGAUAAGAGCUGUUCUCUUUAUUCUGCCCAUGCCCCUGCUCCUGAGAAUACAGACAUUCUGUGCCAAUCACGUUAUCCCCCACACACACUGUGACCACAUGGCUGUGGCAAAGAUGUCAUGUGGGGACAUCACAGUCAACAGGACGUACGGCUUGGUAAUAGCACUUGUAGUCAUUGGGUUUGACCUGAUGCUCAUUGCCCUGUCCUACGGUCUUAUUAUCAGGGCUGUCCUCAGAAUCUCCUCUGAGAAAGCCCACCAGAAAGCUGUCAACACCUGCACAGCCCACAUCUGUGUGAUACUGACAUCUUAUACUCCCUCGCUUUUCUCCUUUGUGACACACCGGUUCGGUCAGGGCAUUGCUCCACACAUUCACAUCAUCUUGGCCAACCUCUAUUUCCUUGUCCCCCCCAUGCUCAACCCUAUAAUUUAUGGGGUCAAAACCAAAGAGCUUCGUGACAAAGUGGGCAAAUGCACCUGCAAAAUGUGA